Molecule: messenger RNA, 3071 nt
Organism: Arachis ipaensis
Lineage: Eukaryota; Viridiplantae; Streptophyta; Magnoliopsida; Fabales; Fabaceae
Source: RefSeq, a predicted model, not a curated record
GGACUAAUUGGGCUUUCACUACCAUUACAUUCUUCGCUUUUUUCUUUUUUUUUUUUCCGGCUAAUGCACGGUCGCGAUGCCGUUACCACCGUGGCGGCGGAGGAAACCGCCGCCUACAGCCGGCGCCGAAGAAGCCUCCGAACGCCGCCUUCGCAUUCUAAAACCCUAACGUGUCCCUUUGUACGGUUCCGACGUUCCUGCAUGGUCGUCACAGAACGCGCUUGGCUUCCUUCCCCGGCAUUUGCUCCAAUCCAAGACCUCUGGAGCUGAGGAAGCCAUCGGUUUUUCUUACUUAAUAUCUACACUACUUCCCGUUACAUGGUUUUGGAAAAUCGAUAAUGCAUUACAAGUUAAUUUGCCUAACUUCUUCUCCAUCAUGCUUUCUUUCAGGCAGGAACUGAUAUAACAGACUUAAUAGCUCUUGAGAUGUCGAAGCAGAUUCUAAGUUCGAGGAAUGCAAUGAGUGUCUUUGAAGCCAAAGGACCCCACAGAUGCUUCGUUAAUCAAAUAAAAAAUUACCCUAUAUCACAUCCAAAGAAAGUGCAGUUUUGCCAGAGACAAUUACUUAAAUGCAUCUUUCUUAAACGGGUAUAAGUAAUCAUGGCUCCCUGAGUCCCUGGGUUAUUACUUAACUCUGUUUAUGCUUUUUCUUUUUACAUAAACAAUCAUGAUUUCUUUCUCGUAACAGAGAUAUUUGGUACUAAUUUAUUUCCUUUGCAGAAGACUUAUUCUUUAUGUGCAGUAGGUAGCUGUUUGAUAAGGUGGUUUUGGGGAUUUAGUAUUUGUAUUUUUGACAAGCUGGUUGUGGGAGACAAAGUUUCACAGACCUUCUGGUGUCAGAUAUCUUGCUUCGAUGCUUGUCAUAUAAUUGAACAAUAGGCCUUUAUUUGGCGCUGCUUAAUAAAAAGAUUUAAGUAUAAGGUGUGAUCUAUUUUGGACACUGGUUAUUGAGUUCUUCUUUUGUAGCUUUGAGCCUUUGAGCGAAUACUCAAUGGCUUGCAUGAAGUUGGGUUCCAGAGCUGAUGUAUUCCAACGUCAAGGCCAGGCCUGGUUCUGCAGAACGGGGCUACCAAGUGAUAUAGUUGUUGAAGUUGGUGACAUAUCCUUCCAUCUUCACAAGUUCCCUUUACUCUCUAGAAGUGGUGUUUUGGCAAGACUGAUAGCUGAAGCUCCGAAAGAAAGGGAAGAUUGUGUCAUAGAACUUCCUGACAUUCCAGGUGGAUCCAAAACAUUUGAACUGGUAGCAAAAUUCUGCUACAAUGUGAAAUUCGAGCUUACUGCCUCAAACAUUGUACACCUCCGGUGUGCUGCUGAGCAUCUUCAAAUGACUGAGGAAUAUGGUGAUGCCAAUCUUAUUUCACAAACGGAAACCUUUCUUAACCAAGUAGUCCUCAGAAGUUGGAAAGAUACACUUAAGGCACUUCAAACCUGUGAUGGGGACGUUUUACCAUAUGCUGAAGAGCUUCACAUUGUGAAAAGUUGCAUUGAGUCACUCUCAGGAAAAGCGUCAUCUUCUGGUCCAAACCUCUUUGGGUGGCCAAUAGUGGAGCAGGGUUUGUGGUCAAUGCAGAGCCCUGGCGGUAGUGUUUUGUGGAAUGGAAUAAGUAUUGGUGCAAAACCAAACAUCUCAAGUUCAGAUUGGUGGUAUGGAGAUUUAACAACUCUGAGUUUACCUCUUUAUAUGAGGCUUAUAGCAGUAAUGGAAUCUCACGGCAUUAGCCACAAGAUCAUUGCUGGUUCUCUUGUUGUCUAUGCAGAAAAGUUUCUGCCAGGUUUCAAUCGUCACAAGGUAUCUGAUGAGUCUAGUAACCAUUUGACACCAUUAUCUGAAGAAGAGCAGAAGAUUUUGCUGGAAGAUAUUGAUAAGUUACUUCCAUUGCAAAGAGGUCUUGUUCCAACCAAAUUCUUGCUUGGUCUACUUCGCCUUGCCAUGAUACUCCAGCUUAGCCCCUCUUGCAAAUCAAGUUUGGAGAAGAGGAUCGGGAUGCAGCUUGAUGAGGCUACUGCAGAAGAUCUCUUGAUGCCCAAUUUCACAUGUUCAGAUGAGACACUUUACAAUGUUGACUGUGUGCAAAGAGUACUUGAACACUUCCUUGCCAUGGAUCAGGUGGCAGGUGGUGCUUCUCCGUGUUCGACUGACAGCAGCCAUUUGAUUGGCUCACCAUCACAAACACCAAUCACCAUGGUAGCCAAGCUGAUUGAUGGUUACCUCGUAGAGAUUGCCCCGGACGUCAACCUGAAACUUCCCAAGUUCCAAGCCCUUGCUGCAGCAGUUCCAGAGUUUGCCAGGCCUUUGGAUGAUGGUCUAUACCGCGCUAUAGACAUGUAUUUGAAGAAUCACCCAUGGUUGACAGAAUCUGAGAGAGAGCAAUUAUGCAGGGUGAUGGAUUGUCAGAAGCUGUCGUUAGAAGCAUGCACACAUGCUGCACAGAAUGAGAGGCUACCCUUGAGAGUUAUAGUUCAAGUCCUGUUCUUUGAGCAACUCCAACUUAGGACUUCAAUUGUUGGUUGCUUCAUGGUUUCAGAUAAUCUUGAAGGGUCCAGAUACUUACUAAGAAGUGGGGCAACAGCUGCAAGGGAAAAUCAGAUUCUAAAAGUGGGAAUGGACAGCAUGAGGAUGAGGGUGUGUGAGCUUGAGAAGGAAUGUUCAAACAUGAGGAAGGAGAUUGAGAAAUUGAGUGGCGUAAAGAAUUCUACUUCUAGCACUAGCUCUUGGGGAAAUAUGCCAAUGUUGCUUGGGUUUAAGAUGUGUAGUGCCAAUGAAGGAUCGGUUAGAAAACAAAAAAUUGGAGAGAGUAAAGUUAAGACAUUGAAGAACAGAUACGGUAAACAUAAGAAUUCUUCUCAUGGUGAUAAGGCAUCCAUCUCUUCAGCUCUUUCAUAGUGUAACCUUUCCAUUUGCUAAAAAGUGGAAUCUCCAUUUGUAUAUAUGGUAUCCUGUGUAAUGUGAUUUCCACUGCCUGUGCAGAUAUAAUGUUUAUACGCAUCUUGCUAGCAAGUAUGAACCGAACACAUUCCGCCCCCUAAAAAGAAAAUUUUCCUUUUGAAUCUUUGCCCAAGUUUUGACAUAA